UGAGACCUGCAGCCAUGUGUGGAAAUGAGCUGAAGGAGCUGGGGGCAUCUCCAUCACACAGUUGGCUAACUCACUGUUACUACACCCUACAUACAACACACAUUACCUCAGCACUCUCAAGGUCCAGAGAGUCCACUAUACCGAACAGCUAGAAUUACCAUGAAGGGACUUUACUGCAAGCCAGGAGACCAGGGUGAUGUGAAGUUUGUCUCACAGGAGACGAAUGUUCCCACUAACAUUGGCGACCAUCAGGUCAAAGUUCAAGUGAAAAGCUGUGCACUAAGUCCAGUUGAUUUUAAGCUGUAUGAGGACCUCAAGCUUGAGAAGGAACACGUCCCAGUCGGAAGGGAGAUUGCUGGGGUUGUUCUUCAAGUUGGACCCAAAGUGGCCUUUUUCCAGCCAGAUGAUGAGGUUGUUGGUAUUCUUCCUCUGGAGGCUGAGCAGUCUGGCCUUUGUUCUGUUGUGGUUACUGAUGAAUAUAAUUUAGUUCUGAAGCCUGAGAAAGUGAGCUGGUUUGAAGCAGCAGCAGUAAUUAAAGACGGUCUCAGGGCUUACACUGCUCUGCACACACUGGCUCGGAUGGCUGCGGGUCAGACUGUACUGGUGCUGGAUGGGGCUGGUCCCUUUGGAGUUCUGGCCAUUCAGCUCGCCCACUAUCACGGUGUGAAAGUCCUGGCUACAGCUUUGUCUCCGGAGGACCAGAAGUUUUUGGAAGAGCUCCGUCCGAGUGUGGGUGUGCAGGAAUCACUUUUGGCUCGAGUGAUCAGAGUAUGGGACUCAAAGGAGGAUUUGGUGGACUCGUGCCUUGAAGAAACUGGAGGUCUUGGAGUGGACAUCAUCAUUGAUUCAGGAGUGAAACUCUUUGAUGAAGAACCAGAAGCACAGAGGCAUUGUCCACAUAAACAUGACCUCCUUACCCUUCUUUCAGUUGGAGGUCAUUGGGUCACCACAGAACAACACUUACAGCUGGACCCUCCUGACAGCCACAUUCUCUUCCUGAAAGCAGCAUCUCUCUCGUUCCUUAACGACGAGGUGUGGACAACAUCCCGUGCCAAGCAGGGCAGAUAUCUUCAUAUCCUGAAAGAUGUGAUGGAUAAACUCUGCACAGGGACUUUCAGGCCACAAUUGGAGGACCCUGUGCCUUUAUAUGAAGCUACCGUCUCCAUGGAAAUGGUACAAAGCAAGCAAACGAGGAAAAGAAUAGCUGUCAAACUUUGAAGAGGCAUCACAAUGUGUUUUCCAUAAUUCUGCUAAUUGAGUUGUUGUUAUAAAUCUUAUGUUUUUUGUCAGUUGCACUUUUAAUGGAUUGUUGGUAUUUAAAAACAUGAAUAUUCUUUAAAUGGAAAUCAGGUCAUUCCAAAAAACAUGUAUCUCAAAGCAAACAGUAUUUACAUUAUACAAAAAAAAAAAAAAAAAGUGUGUGUGGUGUGUAUAUAUAAACUUGAAAUUAUUUACAUAAAAACAUUUUUUCUUAGGAACUUUGGCCUAGUUAUGACAUGCUGUAUAUGUGAUUUUCCCUUGUCAAGCAUUCCCAAUGGAUUAUUAACAGCACCAUCUGAUCCCAUCUCUUUUGCCUAUUAAUAUGGACAGAUCUGUAUAGAAAAGAACUGGAUGAUGCUGACCUAGAAUUUGGCAUCAUUUUUGUUUAGAAGUAUGCAGUUGAUUAUCAGUAGUCUCCGACCAGAAACACAGAAUGUAGGUCAUUUGCUUUCAAUAGAAGAUUUGUGUUUGUUAAGUUCUCAUUGUCCUAAAUGUCCCAUCGUCUUCCUGUCCACCAUAUGCCCCAAACUGUCAAUCUAGGAGAAAAACAAUGAUUGAAGCUUAGAAAUCCCACACUGUGGAGCAUUAUAUAGGGAUAUUUCAGCUCUCUUCGUUUAUGCACCCGCAAGUUGUUCCAAAUCUGUAUGAUGUUAUUUCAGGGAACACAAAAGGAGAUGUUGCUAACAAGUUCACACCGAUCAAUUCAAAGCAGUGAAAAGUGCAAAUCAAACAACUGUUUUAAUUUAGAUUUUAUAUUUUUAGUUUAUUUUAGCUUGAGCUUUAUUAAUUGAUGUGCUUUUGACAUUUUUAUUUUAUUUUUAGUAAUUUUAGAACUUCAACUAAUUUUUAGUUAGUUGGCCAUCGCAGCAUUUCUUGUUUCUAAUAACAACACUGAUAGAAAAGUGCAGCAUGGACAUUCUUCAAAAGGUCUCCUUUUGUGUUCCACAGUAGAAAAAGUCAUAAGGGUGAGUAAAUGACAGAAUGUUCAGUUCUGAGUGAAGUAUUCUUUUAAGUAUUUUGGACUCCCUGCAGUUUUGGAGGUGAUUCAGUUAAGAGCUUUAGCACAAAGCUGAACAAUAUCUGCUUGCUCUUGGCUUGUGUUUGAAUCUUGGCAGUGACAGCAUGAGGCUUCUGGUUCCUCGGUGCUCCGAAUGCCCUACUGUUACCACAGUGACUACUGUCCCCAGAGGUUUUGAAGAACCACUCGUGUGUGUUCCAGAAUCCUUUGCUCCUCUUGUCUCAGGCUCUCCACCACACACAGUUGUUCAAGGCGAGGCAGGUUCGCACCCUGUUUGAGCUGUGAUAGCUGUACAAAUGAAAAGACUCAGACUGUAAGUGGUUUCGUAUCUUUAAUUAGACACAGGCAGCAUUAAGAAUGAACAGAUUUAAUUAGACUCACCCUCUCUAGUGCCUUGACAUUGUCAUCAUUGAGGUUAUUGCAAAGCUUUAGGGCAGAGUGAAUGCACCACUCUUCUCUCUCCCGGCUCACUGCUGCCCCCAAGAGGACACUCUUCCAACAAGAACUACAGACAAUGCAUUAAAGUCAGUUUUGAAUGUAUUCAAUGGCAUAAAUGGCAUAAAAUAAACUAUAUGCAAGUGAAA
This is a messenger RNA of Cyprinus carpio (common carp), 2862 nucleotides long. It is a transcript of the gene cryzl1, whose product is annotated as crystallin zeta like 1. The record is from RefSeq and is a predicted model, not a curated record. Lineage: Eukaryota; Metazoa; Chordata; Actinopteri; Cypriniformes; Cyprinidae. Gene Ontology annotation, molecular function: oxidoreductase activity.